GGUUGAAAUUGUCUUGACGAAAACUCAUGUGAAUGCGAUUUGAUGGCAGGAAUCGAUCAAAGCAACACAUUAUGUCAAGAUAUCAGAGAGUUAUCUCUGCAAUCUAUCACAGUUAUAGCCAUGCUAACCUACCUUAAAUAGGCGAGUUGAAAAUGGCUUUUUGUAUUGACGUACAUCUUAUAUUUAUAUAUACUUGUUGUUUGGGCAGCUAUCGUGAAUUUACCAGGUAAUCAUGCAGAUCAAAAGUUAAGUUGAUGGCAAAAACAUGCCACCAUACUGAAUGCAUAUGUAGAGUACACAUGCUAAUAUUACCGAAAGGGAGCAGAAAAUGCGAUGAACUUAACACACUCAGGGAAAUCUAUAUAGCCAUCUCGUCUUUGAUACAGUCAAUUCUAAACAAGAUAAAAUAGCCCCCAUAGUAAAUGUUAGUUUGAAAACUCGAUGGUUUAUACGGAAAUAACUGUAGAUAAAUGAGGCCAUUGUGACAUUUGUGUUUAAGUGCCAGUAAUGCGAAUCGACCUAAGCAUCAGAUUAAUUAUACUUUCAUGGGGGAAAAAUCAUUUAAGUUUUCAUCAAAAGUAAACGUCACAGUCACAGGCUUAUGGUUUUUCUAUGGUUGUUAACCGUAAUCUGUCUUUGAAUGUGAUGGAUCAGGUACAAAAGGGAGGAGUGUAACGUUCCAGUGUUAUACACAAAACAGGUAGUUUUUUUAAAUUGUCACUUGAAUUCUAUGGGUUAAAAAUGCGAUUGGAAGUUUUUACUCUAGUUUUGUGUUUAGGGAUUUUGUCCCAAGCUUUGGUGAUCCAUGACCCUACGAAGGACCAGUCCCUUCCUACUGGAACCCGAAAGGCGACAUUAAAAUCACAUCUCGACCAGUCGUCAUUAAAUCCGAUUCCUAGAUCGCCUUCUGCUAGCGCACUGGGCUUUAACAAUGGAUUAAACAUUGGUCAAAUCAGUCCAUUUUCUCCGACAAAUCUAGAUCCCCGUGCAGGAACUAAUGGUUUUAACCAAUUCACUGGUGGUGUACCAGUUAACACAGCCCAGGGUAUUUUCCCAGUAGGUCCACAAAAUCCGGGUCCUCCAUCUACCUCAAACCGAGCUCGAAUUGAUGCUUUCUUUGGAUCUCUACCAGUAAGCACUGGUCGUGGUGGUUUGCCAGUAAGUCCACAUUCUCCUGAUAUACCAGUCAAUUCUAGACGCCAUGACAGCCGAACGGGUCGUUUGCCAGCAGGAGCACAGGUUAUUUUUGUGCCAGUUAGCCCACAUCAGCAUGAUGAAUCCGUUCCUUCACGACGAAGGGCACCGGUUACCCCUCGUCGAUUUUUUCCUGAUCAGAUAGAUCCACGCCAUCGUGAUGUUUCAAUUGGUUCAAAUGGUCACCAUCAUGAUCCACAUCACCAUGACGCACCCGUGAAUCCACCUCAUCGUGACCCACAUCACCAUGGGGUACCCGUGAAUCCACGUCAUCGUGACCCACAUCACCAUGACGUACCCAUGAAUCCACGUCAUCGUGACCCACAUCACCAUGACGUACCCGUGAAUCCACGUCAUCGUGACCCACAUCACCAUGACGUACCCGUGAAUCCACCUCAUCGUGACCCACAUCACCAUGACGUACCCGUGAAUCCACGUCAUCGUGACCCACAUCACCAUGACGUACCCGUGAAUCCACGUCAUCGUGAUCCACAUCACCAUGACGUACCCGUCAAUCCACCUCAUCAUGAUCCACACCAUCAUGAUGUUCCUAUUGAUGAUUUUAAUAUCUUUAGUCCUACCCACAAGAUUGGAGAUCUAGUACCCAUCAUGCGACAUGGCCAUGUAGGAGUCCCACGCUCACCACUACCACCGCCGCAUGGUCAGGAAUGUCAAUUCAGGGGCUGUUCUAUUGGUCAGGAGUGCGUGAUAGCCAAGACUAUAGUGACGAAGAGCGAGACCCUCUGUCCCCGGGCCUAUAGCGGGAGGUGUGUUUGUGUCCCGGGCUGUGUCCACGAUCACAAAUUUAUCCCGCAUGCGUUUCUGAAGUAUGAGGGAAAAUGCAAAUACUGCAAAUGCUUCCCUGAUGGCCGGGUCGAAUGUAGAAAAUCCCCAGCCUGUGUUGCCGACAGACAGAGAGAUCGUCAUAUUCGCAGGAAGAUUCGAAAAAAUCGGAAAAGGCAAAGAAAGACUAUAUCAAUAGCAGGUGUCAUCAACCGCCUUCUAGGAACUUUCCUUGGAUAAUAUGAUGAAGCCUUGAAAUAGUUUCAAAUUGUUGUAUACGUAAAUGAUGAAGAAUGAUAAAAUUGUUGAAAAAUACACCCAUUAAAAGGCCCUGUUAAAUUCAGUACAUAUUGUACAGUUAGGCAAGUGUAUACAACCAAUUUCUCCCAUGUUCGAUUUUGAAGUAGCUUAUUGUUGUCAAUGAUAAGAUUGCCAUCUUUUCAUUGUGUAGAAUUUCCUGAAAAUAACAUGGUUGUCAACUAUGUACAUGAUUUUAUAUGUACAAUGUAUAUGGAGGCACAAGCUUUUAAAACAACACGAUCUCCUGCAUGUUUUACCAUAGUUGUCAACUAACCGGAUUUCGUCGGGUUAUAUCCGAUUUUUCGACCCACAACUCGAUUAUUUUUAUGAUCCGGUGGGUCAAGCUUGUUACCCAAUUUUUGUUGAACCCGAAAAUCACCAGAUUUCCGGAUUGGUGUUGUAAUUUGUUCACAUGUGUGGUUUCCAGGUUGCAAGAUUGUACGGACAAAAACAAAGUCAAUGGUCAUGUAAAGUAGAGCCAAGUUAUUAUAGCCCACGGCAGGUUUUAACAAUUCUCCAUGAGUUGUUUAGAUAAAUCGGAGGGUGAAGCCAUUUUGUUAAAUGGCUUUUGGUAGGAAAAAAUCAUGAUUGGGACCAGUGGGGUUGACACCGACAAAAACAAAACGAUAUCAAUGUACAUUUCAAAGAAUUUGGGAGGGUGACUUUCCAUUUUUGGCAUUGUAAUCAGAACUUAAAGCCAUGUUACUAUAGAAAAAUUGUCUUUUUCUAAUUUUCUAGCAGAACACAACCAAGCUGUCUUACUUUUGAAUAUUUUCCUUCUCAAAUAGCUUUAACAAUUCAAACUGCACCACUGUAACUUGCAAUGCUUCUUUACAAUAAAAUAGUUCACAAUUAG
Molecule: messenger RNA, 3133 nt
Organism: Ostrea edulis (European flat oyster)
Lineage: Eukaryota; Metazoa; Mollusca; Bivalvia; Ostreida; Ostreidae
Exons: 3
Coding region: 742-2217 (491 amino acids)
Source: RefSeq, a predicted model, not a curated record